AUGGGUAAACGAUGGACAGUGGUGACGGUUGCGGCCAUCAUUAUAGUGCAUCUGGUGAACUGUAACGACAAUUCUAUUGACAGUUCCAAGUCAGAAGCGCCGGUGUAUGAACCAUCAUGGACCUACAAGUGCAUACCAGAUGAAGGUUGCCAGCGAACCGAGCAUCCCCAGCCAGGGACGAAUAUGUCAAGUUUGAUUUUUGAGAGUAUAGACCUCUGCAGAACAGUCUGUGGAAGGUUCGGCGGGCUUUGGCCCAGGCCCGUCACAGCCGCACUAAGCAUCCAUACUGUGAAGAUACAUCCUAAUUAUUUAAGGUUCGAUCUCAGCAAUGCGCCUGCAGAAACACGAGAGCUCCUAGUUCAGAUGACUCAAGUGACCACACAGAACCUCAUCGACGAGUGUGACGGUAAUGUGACCGAGCUAGUUGAGGCUCCCGUCGUUGUUUACAUCAAUGUGAAAACGACAAAUCUGAACCUUACAUGGGAUACAGACGAAACGUAUCGCUUGGACGUUCAAAGUAAAGAGAAGAACGCCGUAAUUCACAUAGUAGCAGAAACAGUGUAUGGUGCUCGUCACGGCUUAGAAACAUUCAGCCAACUUGUGUCAGGAGAUAAGACAGAUUACAGUGACCAAUACAAGUGCAGUCUACGACUGAUCGCAGGAGCAAAGAUAUGGGAUAGACCAGUUUACAAAUACAGGGGAUUUCUUUUGGACACUUCAAGAAAUUUCAUACCAAUGGAUGAUAUAAAGAGAAUGGUCGAUGCUAUGGCUACGGUCAAGAUGAACGUCUUUCACUGGCACGCUACGGAUUCACACAGUUUUCCAUUAGAAUCGAGACGUGUUCCUCAAUUUACAAGGUAUGGAGCGUAUUCAGCUUAUGAUAUAUAUACGGUAGAUGAAGUCAGAGAGUUUAUACACUAUGCAAGAGUGCGUGGAGUAAGAGUCGUCAUAGAGAUUGACUCUCCCGCUCACGCUGGAAAUGGUUGGCAGUGGGGAAAGGAAUAUGGAUUUGGAGAUUUAGCCGUUUGCGUGAAUUCUAAAGCAUGGCGAAACUUUUGCAUCGAACCUCCCUGUGGGCAGCUCAACCCUGUCAAUCCAGCCAUGUACCGCGUCUUGAGAGACCUCUACCGAGACUUGGCUGAAGUAUUACCAAAGCCCGCCUUGUUUCACGUGGGAGGAGAUGAGGUAUUCUUCAACUGCUGGAACUCCUCAGAAGAAAUAACGACAUACAUGAAGGAGCAGGGCUACGAGACAAACGUGGAAGGUUUCAUCAAGCUGUGGGGGGAGUUCCACGAAAAAGUCCUCAAGAUAUGGGACGAGGAACUGGAAGCGGUCGGUCAAACACCACAGCCCGUGAUGAUCUGGUCCUCCGAGCUCACGCAGCCGCACCGAGUUCAGAAAUACUUGGAUAAAGACAGAUACGUGAUUGAAGUUUGGGAACCAGUUAACAGUGGGCUGUUGCCGCAAUUGAUAAGGAUGGGGUAUAACACAGUAUCCGUCCCCAAGGACAUUUGGUACUUGGACCACGGGUUCUGGGGAAAUACUAAGUAUUCGAACUGGAGAAGGAUGUAUGCACACACGCUGCCCAGAGACCCGAACAUGUUGGGCGGAGAAGUGGCAAUGUGGAGCGAAUAUGUUGAUGCACAAGCUUUAGACACGCGCGUGUGGCCGCGCGCGGCGGCGGUGGCGGAGCGGCUGUGGGCGGACCCGGCGGGCGCGGGCGGCGCGGCGGGCGCGGAGCCGCGGCUGCAGCGGGCGCGCGCGCGGCUGGCGGCGCGCGGCGUGCGCGGCGACGCGCUGGCGCCCGCCUGGUGCGCGCUGCACGACCUGCGCUGCGUCUAGUGCUAGACCGUCUAUAGAAGAACAAAAUCUGCAAUUCCACUAGCAACCGAUGUGAGAUGUGAACUCUUCCAUUCUUUUGUACGGAGACUACAUUUUUAGUCCUCCCUUUUUCAAAAUUAUGCAUAAAAUUAUUAGAUCUUUCUGUGAUAUCAAAAACAAUGAAAUUAAAUUUUAUAUAUUAAAUUGGAGACUGAACGUAAAUUAUAAAGUUUCGUAAGCAA
Messenger RNA from Melitaea cinxia (Glanville fritillary), 2063 nucleotides. RefSeq names its product chitooligosaccharidolytic beta-N-acetylglucosaminidase (gene Hexo2). Gene Ontology annotation, cellular component: membrane. The transcript has 10 exons. The record is from RefSeq and is a predicted model, not a curated record. The coding region runs from base 1 to 1842 and encodes 613 amino acids. Gene Ontology annotation, molecular function: beta-N-acetylhexosaminidase activity. Lineage: Eukaryota; Metazoa; Arthropoda; Insecta; Lepidoptera; Nymphalidae. Gene Ontology annotation, biological process: ganglioside catabolic process; carbohydrate metabolic process; glycosaminoglycan metabolic process.